GCAUUGGCUAAACAUCAAGAGAGAUUCAAGGAGGACCCAAAGGUGCAGAGGUAGAAGGAAACCCUAAAAGAAGUUGCUAGUUUGGCUGGAGAACAUUUGGAAGACGGGUACUUCUUAACUAUUUUGUUCAUUGAGAAUAAAGUUUUUCUCCAAACAAAAUUGUUUAUUUAUUUAAAAAAUUAUCAUGUGUUUUUUGAUCAUGCAUAUACUUUUUGAACGCCAGGUCAAUUUUUUAACUUAGUCUAUUAAAAAAAUAUUAUGCUCAAUAUAACAAUUGUCAUUUUUAUAGAUCUAUUACAGGAGAUUUCCUCCGAUUCACUUUGAAGAAAAACUCUAGAUAAAAAUCCAAUGUAUACAUAAUUACAUACAUCUAUACCUAUUUUUGUUAUUGUAUUUCUCAUUUAAUAUUAACGGGACAUGGGCCCUAUAAUCACAGUGGACUUUACUGGGCCCAAUAUAAUUGGGCUAGCAAUCAAUUUCCCCCGCAUCAAAGAUAAAGGUUAGGGACAUUAAAGAAAAUUAUAUAAACCAUUAUAUAAAUUUAUGUGAGAUAUUUAAAUUUUAAAUUUAUUUUUAUUAUAAAAUACAUUUAAUUUUCCCAAAAAAUUCAUUUAUAUAAGACCAUGUUUGGCAAUCAAAAUAGUUUCAUUUCUAAACAUACAUAUAUCAAUAUUAUUUUAAAGCAUUUAAAACUCAAGAAACCACCUUAAAAAUAGUUUUUAAAUUUUUUUAAUAAGAAAAUAAUUAAAAACAAAACAUUUUCAUAAGAAAUUCACCCCAUAGGGUGGCUAGACACCACGUCGACAAGGGUAAUUUUCUGACGACCAGCAGUGUAGCCAGUAUUGUUUGUACAGUAGAGUAUGGUUCUCUCUUUGAAAAAGCUAUUUAACUAAUAAAAAAUUUAUUUAUAAUUAUAUCAUCUCUGAAAGACUUCUUCAAAAUAUUUUCACAUCCAAACAAACUUUUAUGAUAGGUCAUACAACUUUUUACAACUAUUUCACAAACAGUAUUAGUCUUAAACUAUACAUCCAAACAAGUCCUUAAGCUCUUUGAUGGAAUGAAUUAAUAUUAGACUAGCACAUUUAUGUAUGUCGCUAUAGAAUUUUAAAAAUGGCUCCUAAUUUCUUACAAAUUUUAAUAGAUUGUCAAAUUGCAAGCCAUGCUAGCUAGGCUUGUAGCAGAUGAUCAGAUAUUACAACUUAAGCUUUUCAUUUCACAAAUAGGAAGUUCCAAAAUCCAUUAUUUUCUACGCAUCUACAUGCCAGGAGAAGCAAUAAUUGAAUUGACAAAAAAAAAAAAAAAAAAAAAAAAGAAGAAGAAGAAACAACUAUAUCAUGUUUUUAAUGUAAAACCCUACAGACAAACAAGCACAUACACAUGCACAUUUAUUCCAUCAGCCACCACAGGUGCCAUAGACUGAUCUCCAUGAAUCAACCUGCUUUCCUCCUUGUUUAUUGUCCAUGCCUUUGAUAAACCUGGUAAUAUUGUUGUUAUGUUUCUAUGCAUUGGUUUGAUUCCUGCUUUGGGUAGGUUAUGUAUCUCUACAUGAUUUCUUGUGCUGCUAUGAACAGCUGUAUUAACUUUUAUAGUUCUUUAUUUUUGUGGCAGUCAUGGCCACUGUAAUUUGGUGUUGCAAAUUUGUAGCGAAACCUGUUUUCUUUUUCUUUUUUUCUUUUUUUCUUUAGGUAUUGUGGCUCGAUGGUGUCUUUUUGUUUUCAUUUUUAAUGGUUUCGUACUAAUUUAAUUGGUAUUGAGUAAGAAAAUCUAAAAAUUAAGAACUAGACCAUGUGGAAGUGAUAUUUUAUAUCAGUUUGUAACACCCCGUUCCUGGAGGUCCGGAGAGUUAGCUCUUAUUUCUUAAUAUCAACUUCAAUAUCACAACUAUAAAAUCCAGAAAACUCCAUAAAAUAUUAAUUUAUUCACUCAACCCAAAUAUACAUGUUCCUUCAUAGGGACAACAAAGAAAUUCUCAAUAACAUAAAUUAAAAUCUCCCCAAAAACUUUAAAAUAUCCUUAACUCAUCAAAUCAAAAUAAUCUAAAAUAAAUCAAUUUACUAACUACGACUCUUAGAUAAGUACUUGUACCCUUAGGCACUUAUUCCACUAUGAUCAUCACAACUUGUUAAAACUUCAUACUCUUAUUCUCCAGCUGAACCAUCAAAAUUAUCUGAAAAAUAUUUGUAGAUAAGGGGUGAGUUAUCAACAACUCAGUAAGUAGAGAACAUAUACUAGUGUGCAAACAUGAGCAUUUACAUAGCUCAAAAUGCAGAAAAAAAUGGUUUUACUUUCAGAAUGCAGAAUCAGAACAUGUUAUCAAAAAUAUCAGAGCGAAAGUUUCAGAAAAAAAAAUUCUUAUUCAAAGUUCUUUUGGCACAACUUAAUUGAAACAUCACAUUAGAACAGAACUUCAUGUUUAACCCUCAUGGUAGGGUUGUGCAAACCCCGACGACCAAUCGAGUAGAAACAGAAUGUGAAUCUUCUCCUUAUUAUUCUCGGAGUCCCGAGUGUGCACAUUGGAAAGACCACGUAGGAAAACACUUUGCUUCCAAAAGUGGGUGCACUAGAAACAGAAAAGUUGGUACCAACCCGAACAGAGGCCACAGUUAUACACCCAUAGUAGGAUCAGAACAGAACAGAACAGAAACAGAAACAGAAUGUCAUACUAGAGGUUUUCAGAAAUCACAUUAUAUCAUAUUAGAAUGCAAAAAAUUUUCAAAACAUAACAGAAUUAGAUUACAAAAAUAUAAUUUAUGCACAAAAUUUCAUAUUUGUUCUCUUUUGCACAAUUCAGAAAUAAAAUGUCAAAAUAGCUCAUGUCUACACCAGUUAUGCCAGAAAAGUACUUUAUUUUUAUACAAAUUUUUAUGAGUAAUGUAAAACAACUAACUGAAGUGUUUCAAAAUUAUUUUCAUAACAAAACAUGCAUACUUUUCCAAAAUCAACAUCAGUUCAUUUCUUUUAUGUAAAGUCUAACAUAAGAACCCCGCUUACCUGAACUUCUUAGCUUAUCCAAAAUUCCUCACAACAGUGCUCAAUGAAUGAUCAAUUGUCAUCUAUAGAAAAUCAUAUAACUGAAAUAAAUCUCUAGUUGAACACGUAACUUGUAAUCUCACCCGAAAAAUUGAAAUCGCCUAUUUUAAUUUCUCAAAAACUUAAAUUUUCCCUUAACCUAAAAAUAUCGUCACUUCCCAAAAUUCCUCAAUAUCACUUAAUCUAUUACUAAAGUAUUAAAUUCCAACUCACCUACUAUAGAGGUCUAAAUAUAAAAUAUCAAAAUUAUUACAAGUAGAAAAGUAGAAAAUCAUAAUUUUGGUCAAAUUAAAAAGAUUCUUUUAAAAAGGAUUCAAAAUAAAAAUUUGUACUUACUGUUUACUUAAAAAAAAUCAUAUUUUAAAAUAUAUAUUACUAAAUAAUAUAAUUCAACUCUAAAUUCUUUAGGUCAUAAUACCAACUGCAAUUUGAAAACCUUAACUAUUUUCUGUUAAGCAAACCUUUUGGAUAAAUAAGAGUGAGCCAAAAACCACAUAAAAUAACUAGUAACUCGAGUCCAAUUUUAAUUGGUCAUACAAUAAUUGAUACAUUGGCACACCAAUUUGUAACUAGUGAAACUCUUUAUCUCUUUAUGUGAAAUAUGUUAGUACUCUUUGAAUUUUCUUUUUCCUUGUAUUGGCAGGAAUGAAUCUGAAUUUAUCCAUAAAAUCGUUCAAUGGGUGGAUUCAAAAAUGGUUAGAUCUACAUACGGCCAGCUAAACAUUGCUAAGUAUCCAAUUGGACUAGAUUCUCGUGUAGAAGACUUGAAUACUCUUUUAAGAAUUGGAAUGAAUGAUAUUACUCUCAUGAUAGGGAUCUAUGGAAUUGGUGGAAUUGGUAAAACAACUAUAGCCAAAGCAGUCUAUAACUCAAUUGCGCAUCAAUUUGAAGCUAGAUGUUUUCUAGCAAAUGUUAGAGAAAUUUCAUGUCAAGGGGAUGGUCUAGUCAAACAGCAAGAGAGACUUCUUUAUGCGCUCUUAGGAAACUCUAGAAGUCUUAAUGUUGGCAGUGUUGAAAGUAUUAAUGCCAUAAAGCGUAGCCUUUGCUCUAAACAGGUUCUUUUAAUUCUUGAUGAUGUGAGUGAGUUGCUCCAAUUAAACGAAUUAGCUGGAGAUCAUAAUUGGUUCGGUCCAGGAAGCAGAAUAAUAAUAACAACAAGAGAUCAACAUCUUUUAACUUAUCAUAAGGUUGACUCAAUGUAUGAAGUGCGGGGAUUGGACAACUGCCAAGCUAUUCGGCUAUUUAGUUGGCACGCAUUUAAAAAAGAAGAGCCAAUUGAAAGUUAUGUGAAAUUCACACAAUGUAUAAUAGGUUAUGCUAAGGGCCUUCCACUAGCUCUUGAAGUGCUUGGUUCAUAUUUGUAUGGUAGAAAUUUACAAGAAUGGGAAAGUGCAUUGAAAAAGUAUCGAAGAAAUCCUCACAAGCAUAUUUAUGAAGUACUUAGAAUAAGCUAUGAUGGGUUGGAUGAUAAUGAGAAAGAUAUUUUCCUUGACAUUGCAUGUUUCUUUAAGGGGAGGCAUUUACAAUAUGUCACGGAAAUACUAGACUCUUGUGGUUUUUCAGCAAUUAUUGGCAUCACAAGGCUUAGAGAUAAGUGUCUCAUAAAUAUUAGCGGAUUUUUUGAGGGUGUGGAGAUGCAUGACUUACUGCAAGAAAUGGGUAAAGAAAUCGUUCGACAAGAAUCUCCUAAAGAAGUUGGCAAACGUAGUAGAUUGUGGCUUCAUAAAGAUGUUCGUCAUGUAUUAGAAGAAAAUACGGGAACAAACAAAAUUGAAGGGAUUUUGUUAGAUUUUCCUAGCGGCCAUGACACAAUAUGCUUGCAUUCAAAGGCAUUUAUGAAGAUGAAGAGGCUUCGAUUGUUUUUAAAUCAUAAUGCACAAUUUUCUGGAGGGCCUAAUUAUCUCUCCAACGAGUUAAGAGUGCUUAAUUGGCCUAAAUAUCCUUCGUCAUUUUUGCCAUCUAAUUUUCAUGGAAAUAAGCUUACUAUAUUGAGAAUGAGUGAUAGCCUCGUCAAGGAGUUACACGGCCUACAACACAAGAACUUGAUACAUAUGGAUUUAUCUCAUUGUAAGUUCUUAAGAAAAAUUCCCGAUCUUUCAAGUAGCUCAAAUUUAAAGAGGUUAGAUCUCCAACGAUGUGAGAAUUUAGUUGAGAUUCAUCAUUCCAUUGGAUUCCUUGAUAAGCUUUCAGUUUUACUUGUUAAUGAAUGCUGCAAGCUUAGGAUUUUUCCAAAAAUAUUCAAGUUGAGAUCUCUAAGUUCGCUUGAACUUUAUGGUUGCUCGAGUCUUGAGGACUUUCCCAAGAUUGAGUGUGAAAUGGUAUUUUUAAAGAGUUUAUCUCUUGGCGGCACUAGCAUAAAAGAACUACCUUCAUCAAUUGGGAACCUCACUAAACUUCUAUUGUUAAAUCUAAACAACGUUGGUAUAAAAGACCUACCUUCAUCAAUUGGAAACCUCACCAAACUUCAAGAGCUAUAUCUAAAUGACACUGGUAUAAAAGAGCUACCUUCAUCCAUUGGGAACCUCACUAGACUUCGAAAGUUAAAUCUAAACAACGUUGGUUUAAAAGAGCUACCUUCCUCUAUUGGUAACCUUACUUGGCUUCGAGAAUUAUAUGCAAGAGGCUGCAAAAACCUUGUGCAUCUCCCAUCUAGCAUUUUUCAGUUGCAUUCUCUAUGUCGUUUCAAACUCGACAGUUGUUCACAACCAAUAAACAUUGAAAUGGUGGAGGAGGAGGAGGAUGGUACACAAUCCAUACCAUCUAUUGUGUCUACAGGUGAACAUGAAAUUGCAUCAACUACUGCAAAAUUGGCUCCGAUAUUGUGCGUUCCGAAAUCGCUAGGUUUAAGUCUUCAAUUUUGUUGCCUGUCAGAAUCAAAUUUCUUCACAAAUGCUAAAUACUUUACCAAUUUGGGUAAGUUAGAUCUAAGUGGGAGUGAUAUUGUUAUCUUUCCUCCAAGCGCCAGAUUUGAUGGGUUGGAACACCUUUGUUUGAACAAUUGCAAGCAACUUAAAGAAAUUCUUUCUCUUCCAUUGAGUAUAAAAAAGGUUGAAGCUCAUGGAUGCACCUCAUUGGAAAGUUUUGCAAAACUAUCUAAAAUAUUUUUUAGUGGACACCUAAAGAUUGACUUGUAUGGAUGCCAUAAACUGCUUGUGAAUAUGAGGCUUCCUUCAUGGGAAGAGAGACAUUCAAAGAAAAAAUGUCUGGAAAAAGAUGUGGAAGACCUAAAUGAUAGAAGAACUAUGAGAAGGGACAUUAUAUUUCCAGGAAAGCGGAUUCCAAGCUGGUUUAGCUAUCGCAAGGAGGCUCAUGAUAGUCCUUGCUAUAAAAUAGAUAUUAAUGGGAGCCAUUAUUCGAAUGACAUAGAAGAAAUUGUUUUCUGUGUUGUUUUUGGAUUUAGAUUUGGGAUCAACACAGAAAUGAAGGAGAUCAAUGGAAUUCGUGUUAGAUUCGAUGAUGGACAGAAUUAUGAUCAAAGGAAUUCGAAAUACUUAUAUUCUAAAGCUAUAAUAUUUGAUUGGAUGGACUCAGACCAUGUAUGGAUGGGACGCUAUCGGCCGACUUACGAUGAAGCACACAUCUCAAGUUUUAGAUUUGAAUGUUAUUCAACUCUCCUGUUCUUUAGAAGUGUUGGGGUCCAUUUCCUAAAGAAGCAUGAAGAGAAGACAAGAGAUCAUAUAGGUGAAGACGAUGUUGGUGCCUAUUUUAAUGCAUUCUGGGAAGAAUGUGAUUUUGUGUAUGGUUGUCACCUUGGUAAGAGGCAUCGUGAUGAAUAUGAUGGCAACAUGGGGGACCCAAUUGGUACCCUCAACAAAAGAGGCAGUAUUUCUCAAACAUGGGCAUCAAAAGAAUCACAAAAUUAUAGUAAAUAAUUCAACUUUUGAAAGUGCAUCAGUUUCAAUUGUUGAAGAUGCAACAAUUUCCCAUCUCUACCGCUGCUUCUGAGUUGGCAUUCAAUAUUAAGGGUUGUGUGUUAGAUUCAUUUUGAAGCUCCUUUGCCCCAAAAAUAGUUGAAGCUGUUAUUUGCACACAAAAUUAGUUGAAAACUCCCUCCAUUAUUCAUGACUCCCAAGACUUAAUGGAAGAUGCCGAAAGCUAUACGUUGGAAUAUGGCCAGAUAACUUUGAAUAUGGAUGGUUGAAGAAUACGAGGUUUUGUAAAUUCUUGAUCAAAUGGGGGAUAUGAUUCAAUUCCAGUAGAGGUUCCUAACCCAAAAGCCAAAAAGAAGCCUGAUCAUUGGGAUGAAGAAUAGGAUGGAAUAUGGAAACCUCUAAGGUACCUAAUCCACAUAUAAAGGACCAUGGAAUAUGGAAACCCUCCAAGAAAAUUAAAGGGAAAUGGAAGACUCCUUGGAUUGAUAAUGAUGGUAUCAUUCUUGUAGCAGAUAUAAGAACCAUUGAAGGACCCACAAUCACUGAUAAGAACUGUGAAAAGAUUCAUUGUAUGGUACUAAACAUAUAUUGUUGUGGAGCAAGAACUGCUGCCGAUACAGAGUCUGUAAUAGGUAUUUGUUAGGUCUGAGUUUAAGGUGAUGGUGUUGCACUCUUUAUCAUCUUCUUUGAAGAAUGGAUAAUGCAAUGUCUUGGUGUUUGCUUUCUUUCAACAAGGUCAGCUCACAGCUGCAACUGCAUCGCUACUAUACUGGUCAAGAAUCAAGGUUUUCAUAGCACUGACCCUACUGAAGAAUCACCUUUCCAAGUGAAGUUUCAUUUGUUAGAAACCAAGAAAAGAAAGUUGCAUUUGACUUGAUGUUACUAGACCUCAUUUGCAUAUUGUGAGUCUAUUUUCAAGAUUUAAAUUCGAAAAUAAGUGUUUUUUCGGCUUACAUAUUUGGUGGUGUGUCACACCCUCUUACAGAAACUAUUUACUAUUUUUGUAAUUGUUUUGCAGAGGAAGAAUAACCAAAUGUAUGAAGUUAAUGAGUUUUAUUAUUAGGAGAAAUGAUUAAGUGAGAUAUUAUAAUCUUAGAAUAUAUCUCAUUUUUGCAUACAUACUUUUUACACUUUUUACAGGACAUUUUUGUAAGUUAACUCCUAACUUACUCUCAGUAUUUUAAGUAUGUCUCAUGAUAAGAGUGUUAUUGUUUA
This is a messenger RNA of Carya illinoinensis, 8117 nucleotides long. Its product is annotated as disease resistance protein RUN1-like. Gene Ontology annotation, biological process: defense response. The transcript is spliced from 10 exons. Lineage: Eukaryota; Viridiplantae; Streptophyta; Magnoliopsida; Fagales; Juglandaceae. The coding region runs from base 3723 to 6902 and encodes 1059 amino acids. The record is from RefSeq and is a predicted model, not a curated record. Gene Ontology annotation, molecular function: ADP binding.